AUUUUUGAGGGUGACGUUUUCAGAUUAAGCAUCAAAUGAAUUGUCAUUGCGUGUAAUAGUGCAAAUACCGACAAAAAAUGGACCAAUCCAGACCGGACAACCCCCCCACCCAGCAGCAGAACGUGCACCUGCACAUGCACCACGUGUGCAACUGCCAGACGGGCAUCUACCCCCCGGCCGCGGCCGCCGCCGCCGCCUACUACCCGGCGGCGGCGGUCGGGUACCGCUCCCCCGUCCCCCAGCUCAUGCCGUUCGCCGCGCCGGCCCGCCCCUACCUCCAGCACUACCAGUACACGCAGUUCAACGUCGGCGGGCAGUACGCGCUGCCGCUGACGCACGUGUCGCCGCAGGGCGCGGCCGUUUACGGGGGCGUCGCCGCCGCCCCCGCCCCCAGCGCCGAGAUGCUCUUCAACCCCGCCCGGGCGGAGCGGAGGGAGCGCGAGGCGGUCGAAGACGCGGGGGAGGACAGGGUCAACGAGCCGCCGCUCGGGUACGACUACGGGCAGGUCACGCCGCCCGCCAACGAGCUCCUGAUGUCGGAUAACUCUGAUAGUGCCUCGACGGAAAAUUUCGUGAAAUUUUUGGAAAGAAGUUGUCUGACUGCUGAGCAGAUUGCGUACAGAAAUAGAAACAGACCGUGUUUUAGGAACAUUCAAAACUUGUGCAUAAGAACCAGAUCGGAGAUUUUGAAACCUUGUACCACGCUGUCCAACAUUCAUUCACAAGGCAUUCCAUGGGCCACGAAAGACUUCAUCUACGCGUUCGUGCGCCUCACGAACUGCUGGCACAUCCUGAAAGGCUACUGGGAGAACCGCGACGGAUCCAGCCUCGGCAAGAUCGAGAAGGAACUCACGCCCGAGUUCCGCGCUUGCUACGUGCGCUGGGAGAAAGAGACCAUCGACCUGGCCGCCCAGCUCACCCGCGUCUUCUACAACCUCGACACGAACCUGAACUGCCCGGCGACGAACGUUGCUUCCCCGCACACCGCCAACAACCUGAUACCGCCCCAGGUCAACAUCCUGAAGAGCUCCGCCUCGGAGAACGCGAUCAAGAAGCCGCUGGAGAGCGAGGUGCUGGCCACGUCUGUGAGUCUGAGCAACACCUCGAAGAACGUCAGGGGGAUUCUGCAUCUGCCCAGUGCCGCCCCCGCGGAGACGGUCGACCAGGGCAACCAGACCUGCGCCGAUUUUUUUCUAGGCGAUUUCGGCAAGGAGGGGUUUGGCUCGGAGGAGGAGGACCGAAGGAUCUACAUGAAGCCGGGCAGUUACUGCGUGCCGAAGAAGAGUUCCAACGAGACGGUGCAGAACAGUCCGAGGGCCAUUGAGUUUUUGGAAACGGCUCAGAACGUCAACAAGGCCAGGGACAACGUGAACGAGAAGUAUUGGAUGAACAUGAAUAUCGCCAACAAAAACUCGGUCCCCAGUCUGGACCCGGUCGGCAACCAGCAGGACCCCAACGACGUCCUGGACAAAUCCGACAACAUCGUCGACAUCGACCUGAACCUUUCCUCUCACUUAAACGUGCACGAGUGGCUAAUCAGCAACAAUUUCUCGCAAUUUUCCUCGGAAAGCUCCCCGCAAACGCCGCCGCAGGACCUGCGCCCCUAUUUCCUCGACCCCGGCGUCCAAUACGAUGCCGCCGCCGAAGCCCAAAAGUCCCCCAUCACGCUGCUGCAACGCGGCGGCGGCGGCGCUGCCAAGUCGUCCUCCCCGACGGAGGUCGGCGUCGGCAACAGGGCGGCGGCCGGUCACAGGAAGAGGGCGGGCGCCCCGGGCGGACGGAAGGCGCCCGCCUGCUACGAGACCAAGAGCGGCGUGUCGGAGCUGGGCGCCGCCAUUCUCGAGAAGAUCGUGAUGGACUUGAUCGAGCUCGCGUUUGGAGAUGGGCUGCUGAUGGAGAUUAAGAACGAAUACUCUCCAGUGGUGGACAUGGACGUGAUUUUGAAGAAGAUCAGGACGCACGACUACGUCUACGUGAGCGAGGCGAUCCGAGACCUUCGCUAUUAUCUGUAUUACUCGGCGUACUUUUCAGAGCACAUGGAAACGAAGGCGGAAAUGCUGAAACACAAGCUGGAAAUAAUGUUGAACGAGCAUUUUCCCGAGUGCGACUUUCAGGAGGUCAAAGGGGACGUACACGAAAAAAUUGGGCCGUUGAAACUAAAAAAAAUGUUUGACCAAAACGAUCCCCCCGAAUUUAUUUAGUUUACACCUUAGAGUACAUAAUACAUUACACCUUAGAGCAUACAACACAACAUUAUUUAAAACUUUUUUAAACUGAUUUAUACAAUUUUAUGAAAUUUAUUAUUAUCUAUUAUAAAGUAAGUGAUUAAAUAUCCAAAAUGCAAAGUUAUUAAUGACUUAUGGUAUGUUAUUUAAAUUAUGGUAUUUUUAAGAGAAAUGUUUAAUGUUUAAGAUGUGGUGGCCGUUUUGUAAUUAAGAAAAAAAAUACAAAAACACUGUAUAUAUUUUGUUAAAAAAUACUACAAAAAUACGUUUAAUCAAAGUUAAUUUUAGUAUUACUUAAUAGGGCUUAAUUUAUUCAGUAAUUGUUAGUUUAAAGUUACCAUUUGUAUUUUUGAUAAUAAAUAAAGUGUUUGAAUUUAAACGUUUGUUUUUUUUUAUAACAAUUCAAAAUUAAUUGAAGAACUGGAAAGAAAAUUUGCCUUAUUUGGUCACCAGGUAUUAGGGCCGAGUACAUUUUAAAUUCCUUUUAUUAGAUACAUUAAAAUUACUUUUAUCCGAAAUCGGCAGUUAAGUAGAACUUUACUGCCGAUUUA
This is a messenger RNA of Brassicogethes aeneus, 2776 nucleotides long. NCBI's taxonomy places the organism in Eukaryota, Metazoa, Arthropoda, Insecta, Coleoptera, Nitidulidae. The record is from the annotation of a GenBank genome assembly.